AACUGACUUCAACUUUUCUCAGAAAAUUUUUUUAGAAGUGCUGUUUUCUGUCUUUGUCUGAAUCGGCUAAACUUUCUCGCCCGGCUCGCCUGAGCUUUGGCUUUCCAUUUUUGAUUGAGCGUUUCACUGUUGCUAUGGCUUCCUCGCAAAAGGACUGCGGAGCUUAGGGAUGUCAUCUGCAGAGCUAGUAUGGGCGUCAUGGUUUUGGAGCUGUACUGGAAGCACGCCCCCAAGACUUGUAAGAAUUUUGCAGAACUGGCCCGGCGUGGCUAUUAUAAUGGCACAAAAUUUCAUAGAAUAAUCAAAGAUUUCAUGAUUCAGGGUGGUGAUCCAACAGGAACUGGAAGAGGAGGAGCAUCCAUCUAUGGCAAGCAGUUCGAAGAUGAACUCCAUCCUGAACUGAAAUUUACAGGUGCAGGAAUCCUUGCUAUGGCUAAUGCAGGCCCGGAUACAAAUGGCAGCCAGUUCUUUAUCACGUUGGCACCGACCCAGUGGCUCGAUGGGAAGCACACUAUCUUUGGCCGCAUUAGUCAAGGGAUUGGGAUAGUUAACAGAAUGGGCAUGGUGGAAACCAACGCACAAGAUCGACCAGUGGAUGACAUAAAGAUCCUAAAGAUUUGUCCAUUGGGUUAGACCAUGAUUAAAAUAAGCACAUUGAAUUGAAUGGUAUUCCAUUGCACCUGGUUUCUUAGAAGACCAUUCUGUUGUUCCAAGAGACACUGGAUUAUUGUUCGAGUGCAAAAUAAUUCUAUCCUAAAAUGCAUGUUCAGAAUUUUUUUCAUUAAAAUUUUCAUUAUUUUUUUUUUAAAAAA
Messenger RNA from Sphaerodactylus townsendi, 812 nucleotides. RefSeq names its product peptidylprolyl isomerase like 1 (gene PPIL1). The transcript has 4 exons. Lineage: Eukaryota; Metazoa; Chordata; Lepidosauria; Squamata; Sphaerodactylidae. The record is from RefSeq and is a predicted model, not a curated record. Gene Ontology annotation, biological process: protein folding; protein peptidyl-prolyl isomerization. Gene Ontology annotation, molecular function: peptidyl-prolyl cis-trans isomerase activity. Gene Ontology annotation, cellular component: catalytic step 2 spliceosome. Bases 190 to 633 code for a protein of 147 amino acids.